Messenger RNA from Rubroshorea leprosula, 698 nucleotides. NCBI's taxonomy places the organism in Eukaryota, Viridiplantae, Streptophyta, Magnoliopsida, Malvales, Dipterocarpaceae. The record is from the annotation of a GenBank genome assembly.
AUAUUUUGAGAAGAUUCACCCUAUAGAGAGUUUAUCUUCCGAUGCAGAAUCUACUUACUGCUUUUCCAUCCACCGCCUAUCUCUCCUCUCUAAGUUCCUUCUUCUUCUGAGAGAAGAUGUGCAGGUCUCAAAUUCAUGUUUGUUGCACACAGAAAUAGAUGCCUAAUGAUUUCCUUGCUGUUUCUCUUGAUUUCAAACCUCACCCAAGUGAGAUUCAUUUCUGACGGAAGAACAAUUUCCAAGCUACUUGAAGUUCCAAAGGUAUCAAACCCAGAACCUUAAUUCAUGUACAGUUUUCCUCUUCUUUAAAUUACUUGAGAGUAAAAUUCAGUGCACAGAAAGGAAUUGGGGAGGAGAAGGCAAUGGUGAUGAGACUGAUAGGGUCAAGGUCACCAAGGUGUGAUAGAAUGUGCAGUUCCUGUGGGUACUGUGAGGCAAUUCAGGUCCCUAUUGAUAUUGACAAAAAAGAGAGAAGCCACUUCACUGAUGCCACUCUCUCAAUUGCUGACUCCAGAGGUGAAGACAUCUCUAACUACAAACCCAUCAGUUGGAAAUGCAAGUGUGGUGACGUUAUUUUCAAUCCUUGAUUUAAAAAAAAAAAAGGGAUGGGCUUGAAUUGCCCCUUGCACUCUGGAUAUAUGGCUUCAAUUGAGUUACACUAAUUCUCCUGCUGCAUUGAAGAAAUAUCAAAUAGUGUC